Molecule: messenger RNA, 2329 nt
Organism: Penaeus vannamei (Pacific white shrimp)
Lineage: Eukaryota; Metazoa; Arthropoda; Malacostraca; Decapoda; Penaeidae
Gene: SpdS
Product: Spermidine Synthase
Molecular function (GO): catalytic activity
Source: RefSeq, a predicted model, not a curated record
CGUUCGCCUCCUGUCACAAUACGAGAAAAAAAAAGUCAGAAAGCCGACGUUAUUUCAUCAGAAAACACGCCACGGUCUAACACAAGAUCCUCAUACCUCCUAGAGAAAGGGCGGGUGUACUUUGUCAGAGGAAAACGACUCGGGUGCGAUGGACCAAAAUCUCAAUGGCUGGUUUACGGAGCGCUCUCCCAUGUGGCCGGGACAAGCCUUUUCUCUGAAGGUUGAAAAGAUUCUUCAUGAGAAGCAGAGCAAGUUCCAGCACAUUCAGCUGUUUGAGAGCGCCAACUUUGGAAAGGUGAUGGUGUUAGACGGUGCCAUCCAGUUUACAGAGCGCGAUGAGUGCUCGUACCAGGAGAUGAUCACAUUCUUAGCACUAAAUUCUCAUCCUUCUCCGAAAAAGGUACUGAUUGUCGGAGGUGGUGACGGGGGUGUUGCACGCGAGGUGGCCAAACACCCAGCAGUGGAGAAAGUGGUUCAGUGCGAAAUAGAUAGCGAGGUGAUAGAAGCAUGCAAAACUUAUGUUCCCUCGUUAGGAUGUGGAUUUAGUAACCCGAAGCUGACGCUCUACACUGGCGAUGGUGCAGAAUUCCUCGAGAAAACUGACGAGAAGUUUGAUGUCAUAAUCACUGAUGCAUCAGAUCCUGUUGUUGCCGAUGAUGACCAGGGAGACAAAACUAAAGACGGUCCAGCAGCGUCACUCUUCAAAGAGGAUUACUACGCAAAGAUGAAGGACAAACUGGCCGAUGGAGGAAUACUCUCUUGCCAGUGUGAGUCUAUGUGGUUGCACAUCAAGCUCAUUACGUCCUUGGUCAAGACCAGUCGGGCGAUCUACCCGGUGGUCGAAUACGCUUAUACUUGCACUCCGUCGUAUCCCUCAGGCCAGAUUGGCUUUCUCCUCUGCAGUAAAAAUGAGAACACAAAUUUCAGGGAGCCAGUUACAGUUUGGGAUCUAGAAGCAGCAGAGAAGCUGAACCUGAAGUAUUACAAUUCUGACAUCCAUCGCGCUGCCUUCGCCAUGCCAUCUUUCAUGAGGCGUGAACUGGAUAACAUUAAAUAGAGGCUGCCUUGUUCAUCCUGUGCAUUCCAGCACAACUUAAGAUCAACCCUUUUCAUUGAUUGAUAAAACUGUUGUUGCCAUCAUUAAUUCCUUAAGAUUUAUAAGGUUGAUGUGAAUUCAUGAUAUUCAACAUCACAUUUGUAGAUGCACAUGCAGUCUCAGGUGCCAUUCUGUUUCAUAGGUUAACAUUACCUCACCAGGAGUAAUGAUAGCACAACAGCCAUUCUUACUGACCAUACAUUUAUAUACCAUACCAUACUUUAGUUAGUUCACAAGAAAACAUAUUGAAUCUCCAUGAUAAUGAGGGAUAAGAUUUUGAUGUCUAAUGUGCAGGUUCAUGGGUUUAUAGGAUUUUUAAAAGGUUCUCUGAAUAUUUUUCUGUUACUGGUAUAUGGUACUAGUUUACUAAUGUCUUAAGCUUGGUUUUAUAAAAGCCUAAACUAACAAGAUGUAAACAGAAAUAAUAUAGAAUUAAUGGUCCUUAUACUAAUAUUGAUGCGUUGUUGAUAAUUAAAGCCAUUACGAUCUGAUACAGUUGUGUUGAUUUCUGCAAUGUAGAGUGCAAUAACAUAAAAUUUUGGAAUACAAAGUACCUUUGUGCAAAUUAUCUUUAUUUUAUUGGCAGCUGGAUGAAUAUGCUAAGCAUCAACAUAUUCAAUGGAUGGUUAACUAUCUGUGACUCAAAGGUUAAGAAGGACUUUUUUUUACCAUAUUGUUGUUGUUAUUGUUAUUGUUAUUAACCUUUAGUCUAUGACAAUCCUGCAAUCACUUCCACUUGACAAACUUUUUUACCCGGUGUUAUUGGGUUACAGUUUGUUUAGUUUUAUUUAGUGAUUUAGUUGUUUAUGUUUUUAUUUAGUUUAGAAUUGAGGGGGUAGUUAUCAAAGUUAUGUCCAUAAAUAUACUUAUAUUUGUAGAGAAUCAUGAUACACUUUUUCUAAGCCCAAUCUCAGUUUUUAGGUAGUUGUGGAUACCCUAAAGUAAAAGUUGUUGUUCAGGCCCACUUCCCCUCUCUUUUGGAGCUAUCUUGAGAAAUCCAAAAAAUUGUUCUGUAAUUAAAAUUGAUUGACCAGGUAAAUACCAUAGUUCCUUGUUUAAUUUACAUGGCAUAAACCUGUGCCAGAAUUUGUAGGCUUGUCCUAUUGAAUCUGAUUUUUUUUUAUUUAAAAAUUUGCUGUGAGACGAGAGAAAAUACAAGGCUUGGUGAUCGUGGUGAGAGUUGUAAGGAAUUUUCAUUUUUCUGCAUAAUAAAAAGAAAUUGUGUAUAUCACA